AUGUCCGAAACGCUGAAAAAACAGUGGAAGAAGGCAAAGAGCUUUGCGAAAAAUCGUGGCCAGCAAUGCAACAACGCGCCUGACGAGAUAGUACAACUGAGCCAGACCCAACAAUAUAAAAAAUCCAACAAUCUCCCUGUGAAUGGUGGAAAAUACGACCCUCCUGAUCUAUGGCAAGCUGCUUUUCAACAAUUGGAUGUUAAACACAAGAGCGCCUUGAUGACCAAAUGGUCGGAUCCCGGCAAUGGCACAAAGAGUACCGAUGCAACUGGUCUAGAUAUCAAGAUUGCCCUCGAUAAGGUCAUUGACACUGUCAAAGAGCAAUAUGAGAUCGGGAAAUUGAAAGACGAAAAGAAGUGGCUGAAUGGUGCUCCUCAAAAGAUCCUCGGUGCAGUCUUAGCGCUUCAGUCGAAUAUAUCAGCUAUCGUUGCCUGUGAUCCUACGGGCCACGCAGCAAGUGCCUGGGCUGUCAUCUCGCUCGGAUUAUCUAAUUACCGGAACCAGCAGGGGAUAUGGCUUUCAUCGGCGGAAUACUUAUCAGAUAUUGUUUCGCGCAUGAUCUUGACCGAGAUUUCUUACCGUGGUCAACACGCUGCAACGAAAGAUGGCGUAGAAAACUCACUUUCUCGAAUAUACUUUGAGAUUCUACGUUAUUCGGCAGAGAUCAUGAGGAUCCAAGAUCGCAAGUGGCCCAAGAAUUUGCUCAUCACUGCGAUGAAUGAUAUACCUUUGGAAGGUAUCAAAACAUGCAUCAUAAAUGAAGAGUCUAGCUUGGAACGAUGGCUCAGUAUGCAACAAUUCCUUGAAUCUCGGGAUAACACGAAAGAUAUUUUGGCUCAAGGCGGCAAUAUACUGCAAGUUGUUCAUGAUAUUCAUGACAAGCUGAAAGACUUCCAAUCAAAAGUGGCGGAAAACGCAGUCUUCGACACUUACGAGGAACAUCCAACAGGGGAAUGCCUCCCUGGCACAAGGACCGAGGUUCUUCAAAGUCUCACCGACUGGAUCGACAACUCGCCUGGAGAGACUCUUUUCUGGCUGGAGGGAAUAGCAGGGACGGGGAAAUCGACCAUCUCGCGCAGUUUUGCCAAAUCGAUGCAAAAAGAGGGCUUCUAG
Penicillium crustosum is the source of this 1113-nucleotide messenger RNA. RefSeq lists its product as uncharacterized. NCBI's taxonomy places the organism in Eukaryota, Fungi, Ascomycota, Eurotiomycetes, Eurotiales, Aspergillaceae. The transcript has 2 exons. The coding region runs from base 1 to 1113 and encodes 370 amino acids. The record is from RefSeq and is a predicted model, not a curated record.